UCGGUGAGUGGGGGUGCAAGAGGGCGGUGAAGGCGGAGCAGACGACACCACGAGGCGCAGAGUUGCGAGCAUGGCGUCCCCCGACCGAGACGUGCGCGGCAGUCACCGCGGGUACCACGCCAUGAACCUGGACGAUCCGCCCAACAGCCGCCUCUUCCUCGUCGUGAGCAAGACGACGUCCGAGGCCGACAUCCGCGAGAAGUUCAGCCGCUUCGGCGAGCUGCAGGACCUGUGGAUCGUCAAAGACAAGCACACCAAGGAGCACAAAGGCAUCGCCUUCAUUAAGUACGCGCGCGCCUCCGAGGCGUGCCGCGCCAUGGAGGAGAUGAACGGGCAGCCGCUCAGCGGGGACGGGAAGCCCAUCAAGGCCAUGGUGGCUCAAUCCCGUGCCUCAAAUAACCACAGGGACUUGGAGGAUGAAGACCUCACACGCAUUUUCCUCAUGAUCCCGAAGACCUACACUGAGGAAGACCUCCGUGAGAAUUUUCAGGAAUAUGGAGACAUUGAAUACUGCAGUAUACUGAAAGAUAAAAACACCAAGGACAGCAAGGGAUUUGGAUACGUUCGCUUUCUGAAGCCCUCACAGGCUGCCUUAGCAAUAGAAAACUGUGACAAAAGAUUUAAAGCCAUCCUUGCAGAUCCGAAGAAUAGGUCUUCUCAAAUUCAGCACUCCCAUAUGGAGCAUGCUCAUGGUGGUUACCCACCGUAUGGGGGCAGAGAAGGGUAUAGCGACAUGCCACGCAUGCAAGGCUCUUUUCCUCCAUCUGCCCAUGCUAUGUCAGGGGACUUCACUCACCAGAGGAAUGCCACCGUUCCCCCUGCACAGACGCCGGAUCCUGCCAUCUCACGCUGCCUAUCUGUGGCAGUGGCAGUGGGUGUCACAAAGGAGCAGAUGUUAUCUCUGUUUGGUAUCAUUCCUGGGUUGGAGUACUGUGAUGUCCAGAGGGAUCCAUACACUGGCUACAGAUUUGCAUAUCUGAAAUACAACAACCCAGCCUCGGCCAUCUAUGCCCGGGAGAAGCUGAACCGGUUUGAAUAUCCACCAGGCUUUCAACUCACUGUCAACUUUAUUGAGGAUGCAGAGGCUGCUGCCAGUGGGAGCAAUCCGCUGGGGAUGAUGGCUUUGCAGUUGGUGACUGCUCAAAUGAUGGCAACUGUGGCUUCAAAUUAUGGAAAUAUGGCUCAAGGGGUGCCACAGCAGGCUUUCAAUACCCCUAAAAUGGGCAUGGCUACGACCCCGACAGCUGAGCCACAAUAUCUGAACUUUAAGCUGCCGCCACGCCAACCACUCGCUUCACAAGACAGUGAGAUGAAGGAGAGGCUCUUCUUGGUUUUCUCUGGCAUGCCACCUUCCCAGGAAGCCCUCACCGAUGUCUUUUGUCGUUACGGGAACUUGAUUGAGGUGUACGUCUUGCCACAAAAGAACUACGGCUACGCGAAGUUCGCGGAUGGAGAUUGUGCUAAGGAUGCCAUGGAUUCGCUUCACGGACAAGAGGUGUGUGGAGUGAAGAUGAAGGUGUUGCCAGCCGACCCACCCAAGGAUGAGGCACGCAAGCGGCAACGCACAAACUAGCACCACGGGUAAGGUACAAACCCACCGGCCGGAUGGUAAGGCUGUAUAAAGAAAAGCUGGCGUGUAUAUGCAUGCCUGUAUGACUACAAUUGACAAGGGCCCAUAAAAGAGAUCUGGCUCCCACAAAACAUCUGACUGGCAUUGUGAUUUAUGGUCACAUGCCACUCAGUAUCAGUUGUGUUAUGACAUGGCAUGUAUCAGUCCUUUAGAAGAUACUUCUCUAUUUUAAUAUUUAUGGGGUAUUAAUACUCCCGUGACUGUCGAGAUGCAUUUUGCUAGUGCCUUGUUUACAAUCUUGACUUUAGCAUAAUAAAAUGCAUUGGGAUUUAAAAGUAGCUCGUAUGUGAAUUCAGUUUUAUGAAAUAUAACUGACUGCCAUGCUUCAGUUCAGGUAAGUAUUUCUAUGCCCUUUAUAAAUUGUUUAUGCUGCUUGUAUAGU
Messenger RNA from Petromyzon marinus (sea lamprey), 2012 nucleotides. NCBI's taxonomy places the organism in Eukaryota, Metazoa, Chordata, Hyperoartia, Petromyzontiformes, Petromyzontidae. The record is from RefSeq and is a predicted model, not a curated record.